AAAUGACAGUGAUGGGGGUGGUGGGUAUCUCUCCACGGCUUUAAAGCUUAGGCUUUUCCAAAUUUUUUUUAAAAAGAAAUUGACAGCCCCCAAAACCUGGUGACUGACCGGGUGACAGAGGACACGGCCACCAUCUCGUGGGACCUGGUGCAAGCUGUCAUCGACAAGUACAUGGUGCGCUACACCUCUGCUGAUGGGGACACCAGGGAGGUGUCCGUGGGGAAGGAGCAGAGCAGCGCCAUCCUGACGGGCCUGAGGCCAGGUGUGGAGUACACGGUCCAGGUAUGGGCCCAAAAGGGGGCCCGGGAGAGCAAGAAGGCCGACACCAAGGCCCCAACAGAAAUUGACAGCCCCCAAAACCUGGUGACCAACCGGGUGACAGAGGACACGGCCACCAUCUCUUGGGACCCGGUGCAAGCUGUCAUCGACAGGUACAUGGUGCGCUACACCUCUGCUGAUGGGGACACCAGGGAGGUGUCCGUGGGGAAGGAGCAGAGCAGCGCCAUCCUGACGGGCCUGAGGCCAGGCGUGGAGUACACGGUCCAGGUGUGGGCCCAGAAGGGGGCCCGGGAGAGCAAGAAGGCCGACACCAAGGCCCCAACAGAAAUUGACAGCCCCCAAAACCUGGUGACCGACCGGGUGACAGAGGACACGGCCACCAUCUCGUGGGACCCGGUGCAAGCUGUCAUCGACAAGUACAUGGUGCGCUACACCUCUGCUGAUGGGGACACCAGGGAGGUGUCCGUGGGGAAGGAGCAGAGCAGCGCCAUCCUGACGGGCCUGAGGCCAGGUGUGGAGUACACAGUCCAGGUGUGGGCCCAGAAGGGGGCCCGGGAGAGCAAGAAGGCCGACACCAAGGCCCUGACAGAAAUGCGGCAGUAA
This is a messenger RNA of Mirounga angustirostris (Northern elephant seal), 882 nucleotides long. Its product is annotated as tenascin-N-like. The coding region runs from base 172 to 882 and encodes 236 amino acids. Gene Ontology annotation, biological process: regulation of cell adhesion. Gene Ontology annotation, molecular function: protein binding. Gene Ontology annotation, cellular component: perisynaptic extracellular matrix. Lineage: Eukaryota; Metazoa; Chordata; Mammalia; Carnivora; Phocidae. The record is from RefSeq and is a predicted model, not a curated record. The transcript is spliced from 4 exons.